Messenger RNA from Ostreobium quekettii, 2601 nucleotides. The record is from the annotation of a GenBank genome assembly. Lineage: Eukaryota; Viridiplantae; Chlorophyta; Ulvophyceae; Bryopsidales; Ostreobiaceae.
AUGGCGCGACCGUGCGCGACCCGGGCGGCUGUCGCCGAUCCCGCAGCAGCGGCGGAGGAGGCAUCCGCGGCAGAGUGCCCGAGGGGCCCGGCGUGGCACGUGCACAAGUUCGGCGGGACGUGCCUUGCCAGCCCGCAGAGGAUAAGGGACGCGAUGCGGGUGGCGGUGGCGGACCCGGCAGAGCACAAGCUGGUGGUGGUGAGCGCGAUGGGUAGCACGCCAGCGUCGCCUAUGAAGGUGACGGACAUUAUGCUGUCGAUGAUCGACAAGGCGGCGCGGCAGGACGUGGGGUUCAUGACGGACCUGUCCGUGCUGCAAGAGAAGCACGUGGCGUGCGCGAAGGAGCUGCUGGGUGAGGGGAAGGAGCUGAACGAGUUCCUGGGGCGGUUGAUGGACGACGUCGGGAACUUGAAGUCGAUGCUGGAGGCAAUUUCGAUAGCCGCUCUGGCGACUGAGGCAUUCACAGACUUUGUGGUGGGCCACGGGGAGCUCUGGAGUGCCCAGCUUGGUGCGGCAGCCUGCCGACAGAUGGGCUGCGACGCAGCAUUCAUGGACGCCAGGGACAUCCUUGUCGUGACACCCACACCGGACAAAGUCUCAGUGGACAUCAACUACAGCGCCUCGAACAAGAACCUGGACGACUGGUACGCGAAGCACAACGGCAACCCUUCAGUGAUUGUUGCCACAGGGUUCAUUGCGAGGAGCUCCACAGGCCAGAUAACCACCCUCAAGAGGAAUGGGAGUGACUACUCUGCCACCAUCUUUGGGGCCCUUUUCAGGAGUUCACAGAUCACCAUUUGGACAGAUGUGGAUGGAGUUUACAGUGCUGAUCCACGGAAGGUGUCUGAGGCGUUUUGUUUGGGGGGCCUCUCCUAUCAUGAGGCCUGGGAGCUGUCAUACUUUGGUGCCAAUGUGUUACACCCACGGACAACGCUGCCAGCCAUGAAGUACAACAUCCCUAUCACGAUUCGGAAUUUUUUCAAUCAGGAGGCCCCAGGAACCAAGAUUGGCUUCCUUGACAAGGAGGAUUCAAGUGAGAGCAGCAUCAAGGCGUUCUCAACAAUGGAUGACAUGAACCUAAUCAGUGUGGAGGGCACAGGAAUGGCUGGUGUGCCUGGCAUUGCUGCCAAGAUAUUCAAUGCCAUUAAGGAUGCAGAGGUCAACGUCAGCAUGAUCUCAGUGGCCAGCUCUGAGCAGUCCAUUUGUUUUGCUGUGAGAGGUUUCGACGGGGCCAAGAGUGUCCAAGUCCUGAGAGAAAGAUUCUCUGAGGAGCUGAAGGCUGGUGUAAUCUCCAGCAUCGAUCGCAUCCAGAAUUGCUGCCUCCUUGCUGCAGUUGGCCGUCAGAUGGUGAAUCGCCGUGGGAUGGCAGCCACUCUUAUGACAGCACUUGCAAAGGCAAACAUAAACAUCAUCGCCAUCGCCCAGGGCUCCUCGGAAUAUAACAUCACUGUCCUCAUCGAUCAGGAGAUGAGUGCCAAGGCCCUCCAGGCUGUUCACUCGCGCUUCUACAUGUCUGAAGUGUCCAUCGGCAUCGGACUUAUUGGGCCUGGUCUUGUGGGAGCUGAACUGUUGGAACAGAUGAAAGAACAGAAAGCAUUGCUCUGUGACAAGUACAAGAUCGACGUCCGGGUGUUGGCUGUGGCUGGCUCCAGCAAGAUGGUGCUGCAUCCUACUGGCAUUGACCUGGAAAACUGGCGGCAGGUGUAUGAAGAACAGUCAGAGCCAUGCGAUCUCAGCAAGAUUGCGGAUCAUCUGUCUGGCAACUAUGUGGCAAACACUGUGCUGCUGGACUGUACAGCCUCCGACAUGCCUCCCUGCCACUACCUGGAAUGGAUCAACAAAGGUAUUCACAUCAUCACACCCAACAAGAAGCUGGGAGCUGGGCCCCUGGACCGCUAUCUGGAUGUGAGGAGGUCACAGCGUGAGAGCUACACGCACUGGUUCUAUGAGGCAACAGUGGGUGCUGGCCUUCCGGUCAUCGCCACAUUGAAGCACUUGCUGGAGACUGGGGACAAGAUUUUGAAGGUUGAAGGCAUCUUUUCAGGAACUUUGUCCUACAUCUUCAACGAGUUCAAGGCAGGCAUGCGUUUUUCAGACAUCGUGAAAGUGGCCAAGGAAAAUGGGUACACAGAGCCCGAUCCUCGAGAUGACCUAGCUGGCAUGGAUGUUGCAAGGAAGGUAACAAUCCUUGCCAGGGAAUGCGGUAUGCACUUCGAGCUUGACGAAGUUCCAGUGCAGAGCCUGGUGCCAGAGCCCCUGCAGAGCACCGACUCUGUGGCUGAAUUCAUGGAUCGGCUGCCAGACUUCGACGAGGACAUGGGCCGCAAGAUGGAGGCUGCAGAGGCGGCUGGGGAGUGUCUGCGAUAUGUGGGCACCGUUGAUUGUGAAGGUGGCACAGGGAAGGUCGAGCUUCGCUCUCUGCCGAAGAAUCAUCCUUUUACUCAACUGAGCGGCAGCGACAACAUCAUCGCAUUCACGACCUCCAGGUACCGCAUGCAGCCGCUGAUGGUCAGGGGACCGGGGGCGGGGGCGGAGGUCACGGCUGCGGGGGUGUUCAGCGACCUCCUGCGGCUCGCGGCCUCUCUGGGGGCGCCAACGUAA